AUGGCAACUACCGAGGAAUUGCAAAAUUUCGUACUUACAACACUUGAAAAGACCAAUAGCAUUGAAGAUUCCAAAGAGUUGACAUUCAAUGGACAACCUGUUGACCAACUUGCACUUCUUGGUGCUCUCAACAGUUUAAAGUCUAAAGAGAUGAUUGACUUUAAACCUAUUGAACGUAUUUUUUGGGUUUUAACUGAAGAAGGUAAACAGUUGGCAAAGGAUGGUAGUCACGAAGCUCGUGUUUUUGAGGCCAUUCCUGCUGGUGAAGAAGGUCUUCCUAUUGCUGAACUCCAAGCUAAAUUUGGUCCUUCUGCUAAAGCUGGCCAAGGCAAAGCUUUUAAAAAUAAAUGGAUUACAAAAAAGGGAAACAACUUGGUACGUUUAGUUGAUAGCAUCGUUGAUGAAACACAAAAAGAUUUAAAGGAAAUCGAAUCAACUGGUACCUUGAAGGAUGCUAAAGUGCUCAAUGAAUUGAAGAAAAGAACUUUAAUUGAUAAACAGAAAUUUACUUCAUAUCAAAUCUCUAAGGGACCUGAUUUCUCUUUGGAAGUUAAGAAGGAAGCCACUGAUAUUACCCUUGAAAUGCUUCAAUCGGGUGAAUGGAAAAAUGCUACUUUCAAAAAGUAUAAUUUCGAUGCAGCAGGUGUUCCUCCUGCUGGUGGACAUCUUCAUCCCUUGAUGAAGGUUCGUCAAGAAUUCCGUGAAAUUUUCUUUGAAAUGGGCUUCCAAGAAAUGCCUACCAACUGUUUUGCUGAAUCCAGCUUCUGGAAUUUCGAUGCACUCUUCCAACCUCAACAACAUCCAGCCAGAGACGCUCAUGAUACCUUCUUCUUGAAAGAUCCUGCUACUUCAGAUCGUUAUCCUGCUGACUUGAUGGAAAAGAUCAAAAAGACGCAUGAAAAUGGUGGUGAUACAGGCUCAAUCGGUUACAACUAUAAUUGGAAAGAAUCUGAAGCUCAAAAGCUUAUUUUACGUACUCACACAACAGCUGUCAGUUCUUAUAUGCUUUAUAAAUUAGCCGAACAAACCAAGAAGACAGGAUUCUUCCAACCUAUUAAAUACUUUUCCAUCGAUCGUGUCUUCCGUAAUGAAUCUGUCGAUGCCACUCACUUGGCUGAAUUUCAUCAAAUUGAAGGUGUCAUUGCCGAUAAAAACUUGACUUUGGGUGAUUUAAUUGGUUUCAUGGAUGUUUUCUUCAAAAAGAUGGGUAUGGAUAAGAUUCGUUUCAAGCCUACUUAUAAUCCUUAUACUGAACCUUCAAUGGAGAUCUUCAGUUAUCAUGAGGGACUUAAGACUUGGGUAGAAAUUGGUAAUUCAGGUAUGUUCCGUCCUGAAAUGUUAUUGCCCUUGGGUUUGCCUCCUGAUGUACGUGUCAUUGCUUGGGGUUUGGGUCUUGAACGUCCUACCAUGGUCAAGUAUGGUAUUUCUAAUAUUCGUGAUCUUUUGGGUCACAAGGUUAAUAUUGCAAUGAUUAAGGAUUAUCCUAUUUGUCGUUUGGAUAAGAAGAUGGGUAAAGAGUUAGUUGGUUUAAGUGAGAAUUAA
Molecule: messenger RNA, 1542 nt
Organism: Cokeromyces recurvatus
Lineage: Eukaryota; Fungi; Mucoromycota; Mucoromycetes; Mucorales; Mucoraceae
Product: tRNA synthetases class II core domain (F)-domain-containing protein
Exons: 6
Coding region: 1-1542 (513 amino acids)
Biological process (GO): phenylalanyl-tRNA aminoacylation
Cellular component (GO): cytosol; phenylalanine-tRNA ligase complex; cytoplasm
Molecular function (GO): tRNA binding; ATP binding; phenylalanine-tRNA ligase activity
Source: RefSeq, a predicted model, not a curated record